AAGCACCAGUAGAGACUAACACUCUUUAUAGUCAAGACAACAAAAUAUUAAAAAAAAAAAACACGAAAUUAGGAUUUCGUUUGAGUUUAGGUUUUAUGCCUUUGAUUACUUUAUCCCAAUUUGUUAGUUGGAUAUAUAAUUUUAUUCUAAUGCGUAAGGCCGGAGUGCAUUGGGGUAAUAUGGAGGACAUAGGAGAAAAAUGGGAAGGUGCAAAUAUUAGUAGAGCAAAAAGUAGGGAAAAUUUGGGAGCAAGCCUAAGUGAUAAACCAUUGGCCGGAGGAAGUUUUUGA
Messenger RNA from Funneliformis geosporum, 290 nucleotides. Lineage: Eukaryota; Fungi; Glomeromycota; Glomeromycetes; Glomerales; Glomeraceae. The record is from the annotation of a GenBank genome assembly.